Molecule: messenger RNA, 1748 nt
Organism: Zerene cesonia (dogface butterfly)
Lineage: Eukaryota; Metazoa; Arthropoda; Insecta; Lepidoptera; Pieridae
Product: lachesin-like
Exons: 9
Coding region: 253-1479 (408 amino acids)
Cellular component (GO): neuron projection
Source: RefSeq, a predicted model, not a curated record
ACGCGCCCCGCGAUUCUGGGCGGACGUUUUCUCUGCCAGGUACCCCCACGUAGCGCUACGAAAAGUUUUCAUACCGGUACCGUGAAUGACGUGUAUUUGUAAUGAUGUUGUAUAACAGUUUAUAAAUAGUUGUUACAUUCAUAAGUAUGGUGGUGACAUUGACAAUAUUUGGAAAUAGUUUUAGAUAAAAUUUUUUGUGUUGGAGACCAGGUGCGCGUGCGUCUCGAUGCACGCCCAGCGCCGCGCGUGAGCAUGCUGGUGCACCUGUUGGUCCUCAGCACCGCACUAGCGGCGGCACCUAGCGGAAAACACGGGGGUAAAGAAGUACCAGAAUUCGGAGAGCCAAUCACAAAUCUGACAGUUCCUAUCGGCAGAGACGCGGCGUUCAAGUGUAUCGUCGUCAAUUUAGGCAAUUAUCGAGUGGGUUGGGUGAAAGCAGAUACGAAGGCGAUCCAAGCAAUCCACGACCACGUGAUCACGCACAACCACCGAGUGUCAGUAUCACACUCAGACCACUCCACGUGGUACUUGCAUAUUAAGAACGUGCAAGAGGAAGACCGGGGGCAGUACAUGUGCCAAAUAAAUACGGAUCCCAUGAAAAGUCAAAUGGGAUACCUAGAAGUAGUAAUACCCCCGGACUUCAUACCCGAGGAAACAUCAGGGGAUACAAUGGUACCUGAAGGUGGAACGGCUAGAGUUUCAUGCAGAGCUCGGGGCAUACCGCCACCGAGAGUCAUGUGGAAGCGGGAAGAUGGUCAAGAAAUUGUUAUAAGAGACAGUACGGGCAUCAAAACUAAAGUACUAACUUAUCAAGGUGAAGUGUUGAAGUUGACGAAGAUAUCUCGUUCUGAAAUGGGGACAUACUUGUGUAUAGCGGGUAAUGGAGUGCCGCCUACCGUCAGUAAGAGGAUCCACAUUAGUGUUCAUUUUCACCCAGUGAUCCAGGUACCUAACCAACUAGUGGGUGCCCCCCUUGGCACGGACGUAACUCUAGAGUGCUACGUCGAAUCGUCUCCUAAAUCCAUCAACUACUGGGUAAAGGAUCCCGGUGAACUGAUAAUACCAUCUGAGCACCACGAGAUGACUGUCAGGCAAAAAUCCAUGUUUGAAGCUGAAAUGUCCAUGACUAUAAAAAAUAUCAGACGCGAGGAUCUUGGAAGCUAUAUUUGUGUAGCCAAGAACUCUCUUGGAGAUGUCGAAAGCAAAAUAAGAUUAUAUGAAAUCCCAGGAAAUGGCAGACACGUUUAUCAAUAUCCAGAUGAAAGAACAACUUCAGAUGAGGAGUACGGCACCGAAAUAUAUGACGACGAUUUUGACAACAAAGUCGACGAGAAAAGCAAUCGUGUGCCUGAUCGCGCGAACAAAUGGUACGCAAACGAAGGUAAAAUUAUCCUGACAACACCCAACAAGGCCAUCGUUUUAUCCACGUCGCUGACAAUUACGACUAUUUUCUUAGGCUUAAUUAAACACCUACUUUAAACUUGUGCGAAAUAAUGAAAAUAAACAAGUUCAACUAAUAUUCUGGCGACUGAUUUAAAAAGUUAUUACAGUAUCAUUUUAAUCUCAAUUCAGUAUUAUAUUAUUUAAAUGCUUUCUGUGAAUGCUCUAGGUAGGAAUUAUUCCACGUGGAAAUUAAUAUUGUACGUGUUGUCUAAGUUACUCCUCCAACGUGUAACGUGAUAAUAAUUAGAUUUAUACAUGUAUAUAUACUUAUAUAUUAAGCUAAUGAAUACUAUAUCAAAGUUAUA